Chilo suppressalis (striped riceborer) is the source of this 3565-nucleotide messenger RNA. The record is from the annotation of a GenBank genome assembly. Lineage: Eukaryota; Metazoa; Arthropoda; Insecta; Lepidoptera; Crambidae.
AAAUCGCAACAUUGUGGAAUUCCACAUUCGGCUAUUGUCUUUUGUUAGUGCGAUCGUGUCCGUAAAUCUGUGAGUUUUGCCAUCAUUAAUUUUGACGUGAAUGAAGAUCAGAAGAAGCAUAUCGCCGUGUAACGCCGCCACCUCCACCAUCCCAAGUCCCGUAAAUACUCCCUGCAAGAAGGUUCACGCGUCGGUAUGAGCAGCGAGAGGCGGGUGUCCAUCGCCCCGGCUGAGGAGCCCCUGCCUGAGAUGGAUCAGGAUGAAAUGAACACCCAUCGCAGCGAGGACACGCGUUCACCGCGACGCCACGGUGACAAGCCAUCCACGGUAAACAUUGGACGUAAAGAUGGAGGAGACAAGCUCCAGAACAUUCUACCAGAAGACACGUACAAGAAAGUUUAUGACAAAAGUCCACAUUCGGUUUUCGUCCAAUUGGACGAGCUAUUUUCGAAAGCGGAUGGCGAGUCCGAGUGGAAAGAGAAAGCUCGCUGGAUCAAAUACGAAGAGGAUGUAGAAGAAGGUGCCCACCGGUGGGGCAAACCUCACGUGGCAUCGCUCUCUUUCCACUCGCUGCUCAACCUACGAAGAUGCUUAGAGACCGGCGUUGUUCUGCUGGACCUAGAAGAGAAGGACUUACCUGGUGUGGCAUACAGGGUCGUAGAGAGUAUGGUGGAAUCUCAGUUGAUCGACGAAGACGACAAGCCGGUGGUGAUGCGUUCUCUCUUGCUGAGACACAAGCACGUGCACGACGAAAAAGGAUUCAGGUUCUCCAUCGGAGGUCGCAAACACGCAUCCUACACCAGCCUGCAGAAUAUGGCAGAUCAACGGCGACGCCGCAGCUCCCAUGCACUACCAAUGGAUCGGUCUGAGCGAAAAAAAUCUUCAACCGUAGCCAUGGACAUGAAAGAGGUAGAAUACCUCGCAUCAGCAGUUAUAAACGGCUCACAGGAAGACAUGAAACGUGGUCACAAUGACCCCAUUCUUAAACGCAUCCCAGAAGACGCGGAAGCUACUACCGUUUUAGUCGGCUCAGUCGGUUUCCUUGAACAGCCUACCAUUGCCUUUAUACGAUUAGCUCAAGGCAUAUUUAUGCCAUCCAUCACUGAAGUGCCGAUUCCAGUCCGUUUCAUGUUUAUUCUCCUCGGACCACGUGAUGCCGAUCUUGAUUAUCAUGAAGUCGGUCGUUCCAUUUCUACGCUCAUGUCGAAUCCGACAUUCCACUCCAUUGCUUACAAAGCAGAUGAUCGCCGCGAACUUCUAUCAGGUAUCAAUGAGUUCUUGGACGAUUCUAUUGUAUUACCUCCCGGUGAUUGGGAACGCCAAGCGCUGCUCCCUUUUGAUGAGUUACGCGCUAAAAGCGAUAUGAUCAGGAAGAGGAAAAAAGAAGCUCUUGAACGCAAACGUACUGCUACUGAGACAGAGAAAUCGCCUAUAGACGAGAAGCAAGCCUUACUUGAAGCCGAGAAAGGCUCGCCGCCUCCUAAGGAACCGGAUGAUCCACUAUCAAGAACUGGGCGCUUAUUUGGAGGUGUGAUCCGAGACAUCAAGAGGCGAUACCCUUUUUAUGUAUCUGACUUCACUGAUGCCCUGAACGGCCAGUGCGCAGCUGCCACUAUAUUCAUGUACUUCGCUGCACUUUCCUCAGCGAUCACCUUUGGUGGUCUGCUUGCAGAGAAAACGCAUGGACAGAUUGGAAUAUCCGAAACGUUGGUUUUCACCUGCGCCGGCGGGGUCCUGUUCGCUUUGCUGUCAGGUCAGCCCAUGAUGAUUACGGGUGCUACUGGUCCCCUUCUCCUCUUAGACGACGCGCUGUCCAGCUUCUGUCGUUCCAACGGGUUCGACUUCCUCGCUGCAAGAAUGUACUGUGGCAUAUGGAUGAUAGUCAUCGCAGUUUGUGUAGCUUCCGUGGAGGGCAGCGUUGCGGUCAAAAAAAUCACAAGGUUCACGGAGGAUAUCUUCGCGUUCCUGAUCUCGUUGAUCUUCAUCGGCGAGCCAGUGACCAGCAUCAUCAAUGUUUACCGCGCUCAUCCUCUGGGCGUAGACUACUGCGCUCAAAAUGAGUCUGCGGUCUUGCCCCCUCCUACCAUUAAUGGAACUAAUUCGGACAACUCGACGAUAGUGACUCCGACGCCCUCUGUCAAGAUACUGCCUCAACCGAACACAGCGCUGUUUUGCACAAUGCUGACCCUAUCCACCUUCAUCAUCGCUUAUUAUCUUCGUAUUUUCCGCAAUGGGAAAUUUUUGGGACGCAGCGCUAGAAGAGCUCUUGGAGAUUUCGGCGUGCCCAUCGCGAUCAUCCUGAUGGUAGGCGUCUCCUGUCUGGUGCCAGUGUGGACUGAGACCUUGCGCGUGCCAGCCGGCCUCAGCCCCACGGCUGAUCGCUCGUGGCUAGUACCUGCCAACCCCGGCCUGGAAACCAUACCCUUCUGGGCGGCACUCGUUAUGGUCUUGCCGGCCCUCAUGGUCUACAUCAUCGUAUUCAUGGAGACACACAUCGCAGAGUUGAUCGUUGAUAAGCCGGAGCGCAGACUAAAGAAGGGAAGUGGCUUCCACAUGGACAUCGUGAUUAUGUCUGUGGUGAACGCGGUUUGUGGCAUGUUCGGCGCGCCGUGGCAGUGCGUGGCGACGGUGCGAUCUGUCAGUCACGUGUCUGCUCUCACUGUGAUGUCUACAACGCACGCGCCCGGCGAGAAACCUUACAUCGUGGAAGUCAAAGAGCAACGCCUCACCGGACUGCUUGUAGCCAUCCUGUGUGGCAUUUCGGUGCUUGCCUCCGGCUGGCUACGCCUGGUGCCAAUGGCGGUACUGUUCGGAGUGUUCCUCUACAUGGGCAUAUCGGCUUUGGGCGGCAUUCAGUUCUGGGAUCGCUUCAUUCUGCUCUUCAAGCCUGUCAAACAUCAUCCUCAAAUACCUUACGUCAGGAGGGUGCCGAGUCUGAAGAUGCACCUGUACACAUUAAUCCAGCUAGCCGGCAUAUGCCUACUGUACGCCGUGAAGUCGUCGCAAUUCUCGUUGGCGCUGCCUUUCUUCCUGGUGAUGAUGGUGCCGCUGCGGAUGUCAUUCGUGUACCUAUUCACGCCGUUGCAGCUUAGAGCGUUGGACGGUGCACAGAAAGACAUUGACAACGACGACGAACCAGAUUUCUACGAGGAAGCGCCGCUGCCAUAAAACUCUCGUCUUAUCAUGCGUUAAAAACUCUCAGCGGUCAAACAUUCAUGUACUGACGGGACACUAGUAAAUACGCGAUAAAUAUGAAUUAGUGACCAAUAUGGUAAAAGUUUAGUGCUCCUGGAUUAAUUUGUUAGUCAAUGAAUUUGUGGGAACUGAUUAUAUCACACCAAAGGGAUUAUUUACAAGGAAAAUAAGAUAUUGUUAUUAUUAGUUAUAGAAUUUCAAAUUGGUGCACUUUGACAGCUCUUCAAUUUAGUGUAACUGUAUUCAUCCAAGUGUAACUGUCAAGAUGUUGCCAACUCGCUACUUUCGGCGCAGUUACUACUUAUCAACUCCGCAGAAACUGUUUUCAUGUAAGUAGGUAAUUUUAACUUAUAUACGUAAUUAUUAUCAC